Neltuma alba is the source of this 1120-nucleotide messenger RNA. Its product is annotated as probable E3 ubiquitin-protein ligase RHB1A. Gene Ontology annotation, molecular function: ubiquitin-protein transferase activity. The coding region runs from base 218 to 793 and encodes 191 amino acids. The transcript has 5 exons. The record is from RefSeq and is a predicted model, not a curated record. NCBI's taxonomy places the organism in Eukaryota, Viridiplantae, Streptophyta, Magnoliopsida, Fabales, Fabaceae.
UAUGACCAUGAGAGAGAAAUGAGAGGAGCGUGUAGGAGUAGGACUGUGGACAGGAAAGUAGAGCAUACACAGGGUGCAAGCUUUCGCAAUCCUUCUCUCACCCGCUAUUCCUGAAAUUCAUCUGUUCUAUUAUUCUGUAUCUCUUCUUCCCAAAGGAAUGAAAGAGACCAUCACUAGUGGUUUUGGCUAAAAAGAAAACAGAAACAAGUGCUAAAAAAUGGGAGGUUGCUGCUGCAGUGCCAGAAAACCUCAUCUGCAUGGAACACCAGUUUAUAUCUAUUGUCCACCGGCUUUGGAAGAGCACGAGUCUUUAACUACUAAUGAUGGUACUGGUGGUUCACUCACUGCCGGCUUGCUGGUCGGUUUGGACCUUCAGGGAUCAACACCUGAUACUUACCGGCCCCCUCCUGCACCGUUGCCAUAUGAUACGGUUUUGGGUUGUCCAGUGUCAACUGAUUCUGAGUCAGGCAGAGAAACAGUUAGUGGUAGUAGUUUUGCAACUUUACUUACAUGUGAAGAUAUUGAAGAUGCGGAAUGCAAAGUUCAUGCUAAUUCUAUGCCUACAUCUCCAAGGAAGCCAGAACUAACAAAAUCAAAUGAAUCUCAUGUAUUAGUGACAGAGGAAGAGGAUGGUUGCCCAAUUUGUCUUGAAGAAUAUGAUGUUGAGAAUCCUAAAACUCUGACCAAGUGUGAACACCACUUUCACCUAUCUUGCAUUCUUGAGUGGAUGGAACGAAGCGACUCUUGUCCCAUAUGUGAUCAGGAGAUGAUCUUUGACCAGAAACUGAAUUAGAUUAUUCGUUUUAAAACCAAGGUUAGCUAAAUGGUGGUUGAUGAAUGGAGGAAGUUCAUUGUUUGAUAACUGGUUUGAUGAUGGUAGCUACAGAUUCGUCUUCGAUUUGUCAUGCAUCUGUAGUGUAGUCAGUGUCUUAACGGGUUCGUCAUCAAUAUCAGCUAUCUAUCUGUGAAGAAGAAUGAAGUUUUAACAAAAUACAAGAUAUUGCCUGUUGCCUUGGCUGCAAUUCUUCACAGGGGAAUUUGCCUGUUAGUAUAAGAAUGAAGCAUUUCUCAAGAGGAAGAUAUUAUUGUUCAUUAAUGGUUUUUCCUUUGCUAUCUCUUU